Molecule: messenger RNA, 1450 nt
Organism: Oreochromis aureus
Lineage: Eukaryota; Metazoa; Chordata; Actinopteri; Cichliformes; Cichlidae
Product: calcipressin-1
Exons: 4
Coding region: 865-1230 (121 amino acids)
Biological process (GO): calcium-mediated signaling
Cellular component (GO): nucleus; cytoplasm
Molecular function (GO): calcium-dependent protein serine/threonine phosphatase regulator activity; nucleic acid binding
Source: RefSeq, a predicted model, not a curated record
UUCCACCGAUGAUUGGCCUGCAGUGAAUGAGACCAGGAAGAAGAGAGGAGGGGACUGUGGGCAAUGCGUCAUAGGCUGUGGAGCUGGGUGAGAGAGAGAGAGAGAGAUUAAAGUGUGAGUGACAUUUUCAGCUCUCCACACCCAAAUCUCUGGAAAAUUCCGUGAGUUUUCAGUCUGCUGCUGAGCGAGACAGGAACAAGCUGCAGCAGCACCAGAAGAAAACGCAGAUUGUUUUCAAUUUCUAACUUUAGAUUCUUAUUUCAUAAUCUUGGAAUGUGCUGUCUCUAACAUUGUGGACUUGAUGUACUGUGGGCACCGAAGGAGAAAAACUGCUGCUGUGUUUUCCAACAAAAACGCAUGUGAAGCCAGUGCUGGGGAAGAACCCGACUACGGUCCUGUUUGGAACCAUCCCGUUGUCUCUGCUUGUCCGUCACCCUGGGGAAAGCAACAGUCCUCCAACCUCGUCCCUCCUCUUCCUCAACUUCAUUGACUGUUACAGCAUUGCAUCGCACCCUGAACUCAGUUAUCAGGUGGAAAAGGUUGCAGAUCGGCGGGUCGCCUGUCAUGCACAUUAAGACCACUAAAUGUAACCGGUUCUGCCUGGUGGCCUCGGUGACCAACCGGGAGUUAUUCCACCACUCUGAGGUGCAGGUAACAGUACGGUGUCACUAAAGGAUUUCCUGGAAUUUGACUACCGAGGCAGCUGACCCUGCUGGCUUUGAGGCUUUGUUCCGUUCAUUCGACUCAGAAGUGCAGUUCCAGUACUUCAAGUCGUUUCGCCGGAUCAGGAUCAGUUUCAGAGAUGCUCUGGCUGCAGCGGAGGCGAGACUCCGACUACAUAAGACGGACUUCAACGGCAAAGAAAUGAGACUUUACUUCGCUCAGUCUGUUCACAUAGGGAGUCCUCGUCUGGAGCCUCCCAAGCCAGAGAAGCAGUUCCUGAUCUCACCUCCUGCUUCCCCUCCAGUCGGCUGGGAACAGUCUCAGGACGCCACACCGGUCAUCAAUUAUGACCUGCUUUGUGCCAUCUCUAAACUGGGGCCAGGGGGGAAGUACGAGCUUCACACGGCAACACCAACCACUCCCAGCGUGGUCGUCCAUGUGUGCGACGACGAUCGCGGUGACAGCUCAGCGCCCGAUGACAGCGACCAGGAUGACAAGCCCCGCCCACCACGACCAAAGAUCAUUCAGACUCGACGGCCUGACUACACACCUAGAGUUGAGCAGUGAGCGGUGCUUACAGGGGAAUCUGUACUGUGUCAGCGUCUCCAACGAUCAGGAGCUGAACAUGCUCGCAGAGAUUUGGAUAAAGCUGUGGGACUGUGAGAAGGCGUCUGUGGGUGCUGCGAUAUCCAGCUGAAGCAAAUGAUUAGAAUUGCAUGCUGCAUUUGUGUCGUGUUCGACAGACCGAAGAGGGAAAUGGUUUAAAUGGACUUACUGUACGACUGUU